GCGGCGGCGGCUGCUGCUGUUGUCACCCACCGGGCCGCCUGUCCCGCUUGCCCUCCCCGCCGCGGGGCUUGCCGGGCCGGCCGGGCCGGGACAGGCGGCCGUCUCCUCUCUGCCACCGCCGCCGCCAUGCUGGCUGCUCGCCCACCCCACUGGGGGCCCCACCGCGCCCCAGCCCCCCGUGGGCCCCGCGCCAGCCCUGACCCGGGUCUCAGCGGCGGUGGCAGCCGAGGUGCAGGAUGCGAGAAGGCGCCCCCCGGCCGGGCUCCCGCUCCAGGCCUCGCUCCCCUGCGGCCCUCUGAGCCCACCAUGGCCGUCCCACCAGGCCAUGGUCCCUUCUCUGGCUUCCCAGGGCCCCAGGAGCACACGCAGGUAUUGCCUGAUGUGCGGCUGUUGCCACGGAGGCUGCCCUUGGCCUUUCGGGAUGCGACCUCAGCCCCGCUGCGCAAGCUCUCCGUGGACCUCAUUAAGACCUACAAGCACAUCAAUGAGGUAUACUAUGCGAAGAAGAAGCGGCGGGCCCAGCAGGCGCCACCUCAGGACUCGAGCACCAAGAAGGAGAAAAAGGUCCUGAACCAUGGUUAUGAUGAUGACAACCACGACUACAUUGUGCGCAGUGGCGAGCGCUGGCUGGAGCGCUACGAGAUUGACUCACUCAUUGGCAAAGGCUCCUUUGGCCAGGUGGUGAAAGCCUAUGAUCAUCAGACCCAGGAGCUGGUGGCCAUCAAGAUCAUCAAGAACAAAAAGGCCUUCCUGAACCAGGCCCAGAUUGAGCUGCGGCUGCUAGAGCUGAUGAACCAGCACGACACAGAGAUGAAGUACUACAUAGUGCACCUGAAGCGGCACUUCAUGUUUCGGAACCACCUGUGCCUGGUGUUCGAGCUGCUUUCCUACAACCUGUACGACCUCCUGCGCAACACGCACUUCCGCGGAGUCUCGUUGAACCUGACGCGGAAGCUAGCGCAGCAGCUCUGCACAGCGCUGCUCUUCCUGGCCACGCCUGAGCUCAGCAUCAUUCACUGCGACCUCAAGCCCGAGAACAUCCUGCUCUGCAAUCCCAAGCGUAGCGCCAUCAAGAUCGUGGACUUCGGCAGCUCCUGCCAGCUUGGCCAGCGGAUCUACCAGUACAUCCAGAGCCGCUUCUAUCGGUCGCCUGAGGUGCUUCUGGGCACACCCUACGACCUGGCCAUUGAUAUGUGGUCCCUGGGCUGCAUCCUGGUGGAGAUGCACACUGGAGAGCCCCUCUUCAGUGGCUCCAAUGAGGUGGACCAGAUGAACCGGAUUGUGGAGGUGCUGGGCAUCCCACCAGCCCCCAUGCUGGACCAGGCACCCAAGGCUCGCAAGUACUUUGAACGGCUGCCUGGGGGUGGCUGGACCCUACGAAGGACAAAGGAACUCAGGAAGGAUUACCAGGGCCCCGGGACACGGCGGCUGCAGGAGGUGCUGGGCGUGCAGACGGGCGGGCCCGGGGGCCGGCGGGCGGGGGAGCCGGGCCACAGCCCCGCCGACUACCUCCGCUUCCAGGACCUGGUGCUGCGCAUGCUGGAGUAUGAGCCCGCCGCCCGCAUCAGCCCACUGGGGGCUCUGCAGCACGGCUUCUUCCGCCGCACGGCUGAUGAGGCCACCAACACGGGCCCGGCAGGCAGCAGUGCCUCCACCUCGCCCGCACCCCUUGAUACCUGCCCCUCCUCCAGCACCGCCAGCUCCAUCUCCAGCUCUGGAGGCUCCAGCGGCUCCUCCAGUGACAACCGGACCUACCGAUACAGCAACCGAUAUUGUGGGGGCCCCGGGCCCCCCAUCACUGACUGUGAGAUGAACAGCCCCCAGGUCCCACCCUCCCAGCCGCUGCGCCCCUGGGCAGGGGGUGAUGUGCCCCACAAGACACAUCAGGCCCCUGCCUCCGCCUCGUCACUGCCAGGGGCCGGGGCCCAGUUACCCCCUCAACCCCGAUGCCUUGGCCGUCCCCCAUCACCAACCUCACCACCACCCCCGGAGCUGAUGGAUGUGAGCCUGGUGGGCGGCCCUCCAGACUGCUCCCCACCUCACCCGGCGCCUGCCCCCCAGCACCCGGCUGCCUCAGCCCUCCGGACUCGGAUGACAGGAGGUCGUCCACCCCUCCCACCCCCUGAUGACCCUGCCACUCUGGGGCCUCGCUUGGGCCUCCGUGGUGUACCCCAGAGCACGGCAGCCAGCUCAUGACCCAGCCCCCUCCCUGGGGCCCCUCCUGAAGCCAUACCCCCCAUCUGGGGGCCCUGGGCUCCCAUCCUCAUCUCUCCCCUUGACUGGAAUUGCUGCUACCCAGCUGGGGUGGGUGAGGCCUGCACUGAUUGGGGCCUGGGGCAGGGGGUCAAGGAGAGGGGUUUAGGCGCACCCUCCUCACUAAAGACUGGACCCUUGGCCCCCUCUCCCCCCCCCCCCUUGUUUUCUAUUUAUUGUACCAAAGACAGUGGUGGUCCGGUGUCGGGGGGAGACCCCCUUCACCCUAGGGCCCUAGGAGGGGGUGGGGGCAGGUAGGGGGAGAUGGCCUUGCUCCUCCUUGCUGUACCCCCCAGUAAAGAGCUUUCUCACAUG
This is a messenger RNA of Herpailurus yagouaroundi (jaguarundi), 2568 nucleotides long. RefSeq names its product dual specificity tyrosine phosphorylation regulated kinase 1B (gene DYRK1B). The record is from RefSeq and is a predicted model, not a curated record. Gene Ontology annotation, biological process: peptidyl-threonine phosphorylation; protein autophosphorylation; peptidyl-serine phosphorylation. The transcript has 11 exons. Gene Ontology annotation, molecular function: protein serine/threonine/tyrosine kinase activity; protein serine/threonine kinase activity; ATP binding. NCBI's taxonomy places the organism in Eukaryota, Metazoa, Chordata, Mammalia, Carnivora, Felidae. Bases 127 to 2196 code for a protein of 689 amino acids.